AUGGGCUGCUUCGCCAAAUGGAGAUUCACCAAAAAGAAAACGUCUGAUGGAGAUAAUAGAGAUGGCGUACUCCAUUCUCCGACCGCAGAGCUACAUACGCCUAGCCCUGCUAAAUCCUCCUCGAAGAUAACAAGCCCUGAACAGCCUUCUUAUGUUGCUGAAAUGCCUUCCGAGCAAGUCAAGCUAGCUUCAGUGACUUCAAAUACUGGCUCGGUCCUAGGCCUCGCCGAAUCUCCCUCACUUGCUCCUUCGGAGCAGUCUAGGCAAACCAUGUCUGCUCCAGCGGUGACUUCUAAUCCUACUCUGGUCUUCGGCUCUACGGAAGAGCCUCCCGAGCAAGCUAACUCUGCUCUGUUCACUCUGAACACUCUUAUCUCACCAAGUAACGACCGCAAUCUUUAG
This is a messenger RNA of Penicillium soppii, 402 nucleotides long. RefSeq lists its product as uncharacterized. The transcript has 2 exons. The record is from RefSeq and is a predicted model, not a curated record. Lineage: Eukaryota; Fungi; Ascomycota; Eurotiomycetes; Eurotiales; Aspergillaceae. Bases 1 to 402 code for a protein of 133 amino acids.